Molecule: messenger RNA, 1569 nt
Organism: Postia placenta MAD-698-R-SB12
Lineage: Eukaryota; Fungi; Basidiomycota; Agaricomycetes; Polyporales; Adustoporiaceae
Exons: 10
Coding region: 1-1569 (522 amino acids)
Molecular function (GO): FAD binding
Source: RefSeq, a predicted model, not a curated record
AUGUCCGCCACACGACCUCUCUCCGUUCUGAUUCUCUGUCUUUGGUUCAGCAUGGCAUCCAGGACUUUGGAGGCAUACAACCUCUUAGGCGUCUUGCCUGAUAUUGUCUCCAGAGACAUGGACCUACUUCCGAUGCGUUUCUACAAGCUUCUCGGAGGUGCUGGACCGUCUAAAACGUUCGACAUGAUGCCCCUGGAGGAACCCACGCCAAGCACCUCAUAUAUAAAUUCACGAAUGCUCGAACAGGCGAAGGCAGAGAAAGUGCUGCGUAAACAUCUCGCUACGUAUGGAUGUCAUGUUGGCAAAGAGCUGUGCAGCUUCGAACAGAAUACUGGUCAUGUGGUAGUGCAUCUCGUCAAGCGCAUUGGUGAUCAAGAGAUCGCUGAGAACGUUGUCUGUCGCUGGCUUGUCGGGACCGAUGGGGCGAAAGGAAAGUUUGUCUUUGGCGAGAUCAUAGUCAAGAACUUGACCCGUGACGCCGUUGGGGCUAUUCCUGAUGGAAUGCUGGAUGAGUGUUGGCAUUGUUGGGGCGACUUCGGUUCUAAGAUCUUCACCGUUUUGGGAGACGUCGGGUUAGAAAAGAUUCACGAGGACUAUGACACGCUGGUUCAGACAGUGAAGGAAAUAUCGAACAGGCAGGAUCUGAUCUUCGGCGAGAUCAAAUUUAAAUCCAACUACAGUCCGAAUGUUCGCGUGGUGAACAAAUUCUCAGAAGGCCGAGUCUUUGUUGCAGGAGAUGCUGCACACGUACACAGUCCCACUGGUAGCCAGGACGCCGUAUGUUCCGAUUUAAACGAGAAGUACUACCAUGGACUAAUCGGGGUCAAUUGUCAGCUCAACCUCGGUUGGAAGCUCGCCCUUGUCGAACUGGGCUUUGCUUCCGAGUCCCUCCUUUCCACAUAUACAGAGGAACGCCUUCCCGUUAUUUCGCACAUGCUUAAAGAAACGACGACGUUGCUUCACUCUACGAGAAGUGUAAAGACGAAUGGCGGCGAUGUAUCCCACGGAUGGAAGCGGACUCGUGAUUUGAAGAUGCUCGGUGUCAACUACCGCUGGAGCUCUAUUCUGUUCGAUGAGCGUCACCCUCAACAGACGUCCGGGAAGGAGAAGCAGCUUCUAGACGCAUAUGGAACCGAUACGAGCGGUGGGCUACAUGCCGGCGACAGAGCCCAGGACGCCCCAGGUCUCGCACUAGUCGAGGCGGACAAAAUCAGCGGAGAGACGACCUCGUUGUUCCGCAUUUUCAGCUCCACCCGCCACGCCGUCCUCGUUCUCUCCUCGAACGGCGAUCAAAUCGCAGCCGUACUCGAAUUGGCAAACAAACUUCCGCCUCGCUUUGUCCGCACGGUCGUCGUUCUCCCACGGGACUCAGCUCCUUUGCCAGCCACCUCUGGUGCGGACGUUGUCUGCAUCGACCAAGACGGGUAUGGGUAUAUGGGAUACGGUGCCGGGACAGAAGGGACCGCUGUAGCUGUUGUGAGGCCAGAUGGCGUCGUUGGCGCUCUUGUCGCCGGAGCGACAGGUUUGGAAGCCUACUUCAAGAACGUGUUCUCGAAUAUAAAGGCUUGA